Talaromyces rugulosus is the source of this 1014-nucleotide messenger RNA. RefSeq lists its product as uncharacterized. Gene Ontology annotation, biological process: glucose metabolic process. The record is from RefSeq and is a predicted model, not a curated record. NCBI's taxonomy places the organism in Eukaryota, Fungi, Ascomycota, Eurotiomycetes, Eurotiales, Trichocomaceae. Bases 1 to 1014 code for a protein of 337 amino acids. The transcript has 9 exons. Gene Ontology annotation, molecular function: NADP binding; NAD binding; oxidoreductase activity, acting on the aldehyde or oxo group of donors, NAD or NADP as acceptor.
AUGGUUACCAAGAUCGGUAUCAACGGAUUCGGCCGUAUUGGACGCAUUGUCCUGCGCCACGCUUUCGAGCACGGCGAGGCUGAUGUCGUCGCUGUCAACGACCCUUUCAUUGAGACCCACUACGCUGCAUACAUGCUCAAGUACGACUCGUCCCACGGUCUCUUCAAGGGCACCAUCGAGCACGAGGGCGACGAGCUCAUCAUCAACGGCAAGAGGGUCAAGUUCUACCAGGAGAGAGACCCCGCCAGCAUCCCCUGGGGCGCCAGCGGUGCCGACUACGUCAUCGAGUCCACCGGUGUCUUCACCACCGUCGACAAGGCCUCGGCUCACUUGAAGGGCGGUGCCAAGAAGGUCAUCAUCUCUGCUCCUUCUGCUGAUGCUCCUAUGUUCGUCAUGGGUGUCAACAACGAAUCCUACACCAGCGACCUCAAUGUCAUCUCCAACGCUUCCUGCACCACCAACGGUCUUGCUCCCCUUGCCAAGAUCAUCCACGACGAGUUCGGCCUCAUCGAGGGUCUCAUGACCACUGUCCACUCCUACACUGCCACCCAGAAGACCGUCGACGGUCCCUCCGGCAAGGACUGGCGUGGUGGCCGUGCUGCUGCCCAGAACAUCAUCCCCAGCAGCACCGGUGCCGCCAAGGCUGUCGGCAAGGUCAUCCCCUCCCUCAACGGCAAGCUUACCGGUCUGUCGCUGCGUGUCCCUACCUCCAACGUCUCCGUGGUCGACUUGACCUGCCGCAUCGAGAAGCCCGCUUCCUACGAGGAGAUCAAGGCUGCUAUCAAGAAGCACUCCGAGGGUGAACUCAAGGGAAUCAUGGGCUACACCGAGGACGAGGUUGUCUCCACUGACAUUCUCGGUAACAAUGCCAGCUCGGUCUUUGACGCCAAGGCCGGUAUGUCGCUGAACUCCAACUUUGUCAAGCUCAUCAGCUGGUACGACAACGAGUGGGGCUACUCCCGCCGUGUCCUUGACCUUGUCCUCUACACCGCCAAGGUCGACGGUAACGCCUAG